Molecule: messenger RNA, 1974 nt
Organism: Aspergillus saccharolyticus JOP 1030-1
Lineage: Eukaryota; Fungi; Ascomycota; Eurotiomycetes; Eurotiales; Aspergillaceae
Exons: 2
Coding region: 58-1848 (596 amino acids)
Source: RefSeq, a predicted model, not a curated record
CCUCGACUUCAUCUCCAUCUGCUGUGCUUUUCUUGUAGAUAGAGUGUCCAGGGUGUUAUGCGCCAAUUGUUCUGCUCACUGCCAGGGCUGCCCUCAGUGAGAUACUACACCGCCGUCCUUGCGUGGCAACCUCGAUCUACCCGCUGCUUCUGCAGAAGCGCGCGACUCGCGUCAUCGACGUAUAGCAAGUAUGCCAUCAAUGUCCCGGUAGGGAAUAAUGGGCAGAUCGCCUUGGAAGUAACCCACCCGAAUGGCUCCUCGGUCCAGAACGGAAAUGUAAUCAUCUAUCUACCACCGGGCCCGGUGUUCAAUCAAUCUGGAAUGAUUGAUGCCUCCGAGCCAAGCGGCCAUGACACAGUUUCAUCUGCGCAAGAUGCUACCGGCUUAUCGCUGGCUCAAGCCCUGGCCUCUAGCACUCUCUCAACCGUAGUAACCAUCAACUACCGGCUGGGCCGUGCCCCAAGCUCACAAUCUCAAGACGCACUAAGGAUAGAGCCCGCCGCAUCGAGCACUGCGGAAGAUACACCAACCAGCACAGAACCAGCCGCACCUGAGCACGGCCUGUAUCAAUAUCCGACGCCAAUCCACGACACCCUCGCCGGCUUCGACUGGGUGCACCAGAACCUCCAGCCCCAGCGCCUAGGAGUCAUUGGCACGCACAUCGGCGGCUCCCUCGCCAUCAUGCUCUCCCUGACUGAAGCGCAGCUCGUCCACGCCGUCGCCGCACUCGAACCCGUCGCUGACUGGACCGCCCUCGACGACCACUGCUUACAAUCCGUGCCCGAAGCCACGGAGCCGAGUCCGCCAACAGCAACAACAACAGCAACAACAACAACCGCAGCAGAAGGAAAGCGAACCGCACACUCCAGCCGCAGCAGGAAACCACCAAUCCCCACCGCGCCGCACGACCUGGUGCCCCUUCUCCACGCCCGCCGAAUUUACUUCACGACCCCCGAGCGCUACUUCGACGCCUUCGCCUCCCCUCUCCUCUUCCUCCGCACCCCAGCCAAGGACGUCCCCCGCCUCUUCCCAGAGUAUCUGACCGGCCCGGGCUACCCGAUCCCGGUCUUGCAACCGAAAACCUCGCAGGAACUCUUCGAAGAAAGCGUGUACAAAUUCUACCCCAGCCUCUCAGACAGCAGCAUGUCGGCGUUGUCCGCCCACACAUCCUCCUCCUCCUCCUCCUCCUCCUCUGAGAGCAGCCCGGAAACCCCCUCGCCACGGCCGUCCCCCUUGCUUUCUUACCUCAGCAGGAAGGCCACAGCUGCCGCUACCGCCGCCACCAGCGCCACCGCCAACCAAGAGCAUGACGAAGGAGAAGGAGGAGGAGGAGAAAGAGGAGCUGUAGAUGAUGACGAGGCGGCGAACCAAAGUCCCGUGCGGCGUAGAAGGAGCGUCCUGCGAUGGCCGCCCUAUGGCCUGGAUUACGGGAUCAGCGGGCCCGCGGUGUUGAACCACCCCAGCCGAGGUGUAAAGCGCUUGGACGUGACGCUGCCGUGGGUGCGCGUAUUUGCACGCGGUGGUGGUGGCGACGGGGGCGGCGGUGGCAUGGUCAGAAACAGCAGUAUGCUGGGGGCUCCGUCCUCCGUACGCGAGAUUCUGGCAAAACGCAAGUCUCGUGCGGGUAAGAGGAAGACGUAUGCGGAUCGUGUCCUGGCUCACCAGGCGGUUGAUGUGGUUGAUGUCAUGCGGCGGGCUUGUUUCUGGGGGCGGGAGAAAGGGUUCGGGGAGAGCAGAGUCUCGCUUGUGGAGGUCGGAGAGGAGGUGUGGCCUGCCUCUGCAGAAAAGUUUGCUGGCGAGUGGCUGCGGGAGGUGAUGCUGGAGGCUGCUGGCAAGAAUAAGCGUUGAACUGUGGUUUGCCUCCCUGUGUACAUUAUAUGGAUAGAUCAACGGGUCGGCAUUAGUGUCUAGAGUCUCGAGUCUGGGAUCAUCUUGUGAGCUCAAGCAAGUCUACUACGGGAUAUGCGAGCACCC